Molecule: messenger RNA, 2820 nt
Organism: Acanthaster planci (crown-of-thorns starfish)
Lineage: Eukaryota; Metazoa; Echinodermata; Asteroidea; Valvatida; Acanthasteridae
Product: methylenetetrahydrofolate reductase (NADPH)-like
Biological process (GO): tetrahydrofolate interconversion
Cellular component (GO): cytosol
Molecular function (GO): FAD binding; methylenetetrahydrofolate reductase [NAD(P)H] activity
Source: RefSeq, a predicted model, not a curated record
GCCAUGCGGAGCGGACGAAGCAGACGAAUUCACGCGUGAAUGCUGUAAACAUGGCACUUGGUCUUUACACAUUCUGCUGACUACGGACAUAGUGACAGCGCUGUGGCCGUUGUUUAGUGCCGGCAGCCAACACUGUUGUGUACGUUAGCAGACGAUAUUUCUGGAGCUUUUGUGUCAGCCUUGACUGUGAAUUUCAUCGAUUAUCUGCAGUGUUCAUUACCUGUUUCCGCCCACCAUGAAUCAGUCACACCCACCCACCGGCACAAUGAGCUCUGCAGUGAACGGGUCGGCCAGGCCCAAGAAGAGACACUCGGACAGCAGCAGCAGUGGGAGCGAGUCUUCCACCACCCCCCUGUCUGUGUCCAGGAGCCCCUCCCCCAGUAACACCCCGCUCAUCGACCGGAUCGCCCAGCGGAUCGCCUGCAAGGACAAAUGGUUCUCGCUGGAGUUUUUUCCACCGAGGACAGCUAAUGGAGCUGUGAACUUGCUGGCAAGAUUGGAACGCAUGCACGUGGGCGGUCCCCUCUUCUGCGACAUCACCUGGCACCCAGCCGGCAACCCGGGGGGCGAGACGGAGACCAGCUCCAUCACCAUAGCGACCAGCGCCAUCAACUACUGCGGCAUUGAGACCAUGCUGCACAUGACCUGCGUCAACCAGACCCGAAUCGACAUCACCAAAUACCUGAACCGUGCCAAGGACUGCGGAAUCCGGAAUAUUCUGGCACUCCGUGGAGAUGUUCCUGGAGAUUUGGAGUGGCAGAAGUCGGAUUCAGAGGACACCUUCAACUAUGCCUUGGAUCUAGUCCGAUACAUCAAGAAGAUGUUUGGCGACCACUUCUCCAUCUGUGUGGCUGGUUAUCCCGGAGGCCAUCCUGAGGCGGAGAGCUACGAGGAGGACCUGAAAUACCUCAAGAGGAAGGUUGACGCGGGGGCUGACUUCAUCAUCACCCAGCUGUUCUUCAAGGCCAAGGAGUUCCUCCAGUUUUACAAGGACUGCCGAGCCAUCGGGAUCACAGUGCCCAUCAUUCCCGGGGUCAUGCCCAUCCAGGGGUACAGCUCCCUGCGCAACCUGGUCAAGCUGUCCAAGCUGGACAUACCCGAGGACAUCCUGAAGGUGAUCGAGCCCAUCAAGGACAACGACGCAGCCAUCAGGAACUACGGCAUCCACCAGGCGGUCACCAUGUGCAAGGAGAUGUUUGACAGCGGUGAUGUUCACGGCCUGCACAUCUACACGCUUAACCGUGAGGUGGCCACCAUUGAGAUCUUGAAGCGGCUUGGCCUGUGGAAUGAGGACCCCAUACGGCCUCGCCCUCUACCCUGGAAGACCACCGCCAACCACAUGAGAACCAAAGAGGAUGUGAGACCAAUUUUCUGGGCCGCCCGACCCAAGAGUUAUAUUCACAGAACCAAGGAUUGGGACGACUUCCCCAACGGUCGCUGGGGCGACUCCUCCUCCCCGGCCUUCGGCGACCUCAAGGACUACCAUCUGUUCUACCUCAAGAGCAAGUCCUCCAAGGAGGAGCUGCAGCAGAUGUGGGGGGAGGAGCUGGCGUGCGAAGAGGACGUCUUUGAGGUCUUCAAGUGCUACCUGGACGGGGAGCCCAAUCGCUAUGGCCACAAGGUGAAGCGCAUGCCCUGGAACGACGACGAACUUGCCUCCGAGACCUCCCGUCUGCGCGACAGGCUGAUCAGCAUCAACAAGCGGGGCAUACUGACCAUCAACUCACAGCCUGCGGUCAACGGGGCUCCGUCCACGGACCCGGUGGUGGGAUGGGGAGCCCCCAACGGCUACGUUUACCAGAAGGCCUACCUGGAGUUCUUCACGUCUCGAGAGAACGCAGCGGCCCUACUGGACGUGCUCAGAGACUAUCCCAGCGUGACGUACCACGUGGUGAAUCAUAACGGCAAGGAGGAUAUCACCAACACCGACAGACAGCAGCCGAUUGCCGUCACCUGGGGCGCGUUCCCCGGAGCGGAGAUUAUCCAGCCGACCGUCGUCGAUCCCAUCAGCUUCAUGGUGUGGAAGGACGAAGCCUUUGGGCUCUGGAAGCACCAGUGGGGCCACAUCUAUUCGGAGGGCUCGCCCUCCCGCCAGAUCAUCAACCACAUCCAUGACACCUUCUACCUGGUCAACCUGGUCAACAAUGACUACGUCCAGGAUGACUACCGCCUCUUCGAGGUCUUGGAGAAGAUGCUGGCUCGCAAGGAGGAGCGGCGGCGGGAGGAGAUUGAAGGGCCGGACCUGGAUGAGGAGAUCUGCUCCAAGAAGCUCAAGAUUGACUCCCAGAGUGCCGCCUCGACAGAAGGCAUCCCAUCCUCUGUGGUCAUUCCGUAGGAUGGAUCGUUCUCCCUCAUCUGCACGGAAAAUUCCGGAAAUCUCCCACUCGCCCGUGACUUGUACAGAUAAAAUGACCCUGAAAUUUGGUUGUUCCUUGUUUAAAGCCUAGCUUUGGUCAUUCUUGGGAAGGAUCAGGUAUUGCAUGGAUCUAGUUUAUGCUGUUUAAUGUUGUAAAUGUUGCAAGUGUGCGAAAACCCUGCAAGGUGAAAGCUCCCAUUUCUAAACUGGUUCCCCACCAUCCUUUCCAUCAAAAUACAGGAGUGUAACAGUGACGGCCCAACUGCCACAGAAUCACAGAGCCUUACCAGUGGUGUAUUCAAGUCCAUCCCGAGUCGUUUCGCAAGUUCAGUCACAAGGCCAGUCGUAAGUAAGAGGGUGAACAAUGAUUGAUGACUGCAUUGUAUCUCAGUUCAUUUGAAUAGCUUGUGAAUUGGCUGAAGACUGAAUGACUUGUGAUGGACUUACAGGGACUUGUGAUGGAC